ACUAGAGAGAAACCUUAUGAAUGUAAUCAAUGUGGUAAAGCCUUUGGAACACCCAGUCAUCUACAAUAUCAUAAAAGGACACAUACUGGAGAGAAACCUUAUGAAUGUAAUCAAUGUGGUAAAGCCUUUGCACAUAAUGGUCAUCUCCGAAGACAUAAAAUGACACAUACUGGAGAGAAACCUUAUGAAUGUAUUCAAUGUGGUAAAGCCUUUGCACAGCGCAGUAAUUUCCAAUAUCAUAAAAGAACACAUACUGGAGAGAAGCCUUAUGAAUGUAAUCAAUGUGGUAAAUCCUUUGCGCAGCACAAUACUUUCCAAUAUCAUAAAAGAACACAUACUGGAGAGAAGCCUUAUGAAUGUAAUCAAUGUGGUAAAGCCUUUGCAGGUCACAGUGUUCUCCAAAGACAUAAAAGAACACAUACUGGAGAGAAACCUUAUGAAUGUAAUCAAUGUGGUAAAGCCUUUGCACAGCACAGUACCUUCCAAUAUCAUAAAAGAACACAUACUGGAGAGAAACCUUAUGAAUGCGUUCAAUGUGGUAAAGCCUUUGCAGGACCCAGUGAUCUCCUAUAUCAUAAAAGAACACAUACUGGAGACAAACCUUAUGAAUGCAAUCAAUGUGGUAAAGCCUUUACACAGCGCAGUAAUCUCCAAUAUCAUAAAAGAACACAUACUGGAGAGAAACCUUAUGAAUGUAAUCAAAGGGAUAAAGCUUUUGCAGUGUCCAGGUACCUUCGAUAUCAUAAAACAACACAUACUGGAGAGAAACCUCAUGAAUGUAAUCAAUGUGGUAAAGCCUUUGCAAGACCCAGUCAUCUCCAAAGACAUAAAAUGACACAUACAGGAGAGAAACCUUAUGAAUGCGAUCAAUGUGGUAAAGCCUUUGCACAGCGCAGUCAUCUCCAAAUUCAUAAAAGAACACAUACUGGAGAGAAACCUCAUGAAUGUAAUCAAUGUGGUAAAGCCUUUGCACAGCACAUUGCUCUCCAAAUACAUAAAAGAACACAUACUGGAGAGAAACCUUAUGAAUGUAGUCAAUGUGGUAAAGCCUUUGCACAGCACAUUGCUCUCCAAAUGCAUAAAAUAAUACAUACUGGAGAGAAACCUUAUGAAUGUAAUCAAUGUGGUAAAGCCUUUGCAUGUCACAGUGAUCUCCAAAGACAUAAAAGAACACAUACUGGAGAGAAACCUUAUGAGUGCCAUCAAUGUGGUAAAGCCUUUGCACAUUGCAGUUCUCUCCAAUAUCAUAAAAGAACGCAUACUGGAGAGAAACCUUAUGAAUGUAAUCAAUGUGGUAAAGCCUUUGCAAGACCCAGUUAUGUCCAGUAUCAUAAAAGAACAAAGCCAAAGUACGCGGAGCUGGUGGUGGUCUCUCCUCACUGCCUGGGGCCUCCACAGGAGCUGAAGCUGCAAGGCUCAGGACAGCAGCCACCGGCCCCUGUUGCAGUCACACUGCAAAUGCAGGCUGCUGAUCAGAAGCUGGGGUGUGAGGCGGUGCAGAGCUGUCCUGGCACACCUUUUCCUGGAUCUAAGGAGAUGAUGUUGUGA
Messenger RNA from Apodemus sylvaticus (European woodmouse), 1548 nucleotides. RefSeq names its product zinc finger protein 709-like. Lineage: Eukaryota; Metazoa; Chordata; Mammalia; Rodentia; Muridae. Gene Ontology annotation, molecular function: DNA-binding transcription factor activity; RNA polymerase II cis-regulatory region sequence-specific DNA binding. Gene Ontology annotation, biological process: regulation of transcription by RNA polymerase II. The record is from RefSeq and is a predicted model, not a curated record. The transcript is spliced from 5 exons. The annotation marks the transcript as partial.